Cryptotermes secundus is the source of this 7199-nucleotide messenger RNA. It is a transcript of the gene baz, whose product is annotated as partitioning defective 3 homolog. Gene Ontology annotation, cellular component: apical junction complex; cell cortex; apical plasma membrane. The transcript is spliced from 28 exons. NCBI's taxonomy places the organism in Eukaryota, Metazoa, Arthropoda, Insecta, Blattodea, Kalotermitidae. Gene Ontology annotation, molecular function: phosphatidylinositol binding; protein binding. The record is from RefSeq and is a predicted model, not a curated record. Gene Ontology annotation, biological process: establishment of cell polarity; establishment or maintenance of epithelial cell apical/basal polarity; establishment of centrosome localization. The coding region runs from base 921 to 6425 and encodes 1834 amino acids.
AGGACGGCUGUGACUUUCACCAGACAGUUUCAGUGCCUGUUUUGUGUGUGACGCCGAGUGAAGUUGCCUUAUGCUGAAGAAUUGGUGUACACCCCAGUCUAUUUGUAUCGUUCGACAUCUACUCAUAGGAUUAUUUAUGUUUUGCAAGGCCGGAGAUAGAGAGUGCUGAUUUAUUUGGAAGUUCUUGUGUCAGUGGAGGUGAAUAUUGUGCUAGUUACAUUACUGUAGUUUUGUGAUUACGUAACUAAAUUGUUCACAACAGAUGCAGUACAGGUGCCUCGGCUGCGUAACAUGGAUGCCUUGACGCAGGAUAUAUUGGUUCAUUGGCUCUAUAUUAGAGCACUUGGACAUGAUUUUACGGAGCUAGCCUGCAUGAGCAUCUAGUUGCCUGUUUAGAAAAGAACCUUCCAGAGCUUUUUAAAAUAAAUCGCAAUAAGGUCGGCAGAUGGUCAUAUCAAAGAAUAAAUGAAACUGCAUUUUGUGUUCAAGUAUUGCAAAUGGAAGUGAGCAAACAUUUCGACAGAAAAUUAAGUGAAAAGUGAUGUGGCAGUGAUCUGUUGGCGGUUUGUGAACUGUAUUACAGUAGUGCUUGCUGGAGCAAAAAGAAGCAUGAAUUAGGUAGGUAGCAAAAGAGAAGACAAGUGACUUUAACGCAGUGAAUUUGUGUCCGAUAAAUACCACUGUGACGUGACUGUAUUCGUUAGCUCUACUGCUUUGCUUUACUGAAGUUUCUGGCUCUUACUGUGAUCUGGAGACAGACUGUCUUGAGGUAUUUGGAAUUUUCCUCGAGUCUCGUUCUAGUGACCUGGUACUGAGCCAUGGAGUUUUGGCACUUAUCUCGGAAUAAUGAGUGACGCGAGUAUGAAAACUGAUGUGCGGUGAAUGAGUUUGGUCGAAGUCGUGGCGAUAGUUUCGUCGCAAUGUUUGAGAGUUGUCAUCACAGUGCUGACUCGGACGGCAGCUCCACCAGUCCACGUUGUGCAGACGUUGCCGAGAAAUUAGCCCAGCUCUUUGGCUGGCGACAGACUUACAAAGUGGAGAAACUGCAGAGGUCUUUAGCCGACUCCGUUGCCCGAAGGAACCUUCUGCAGCAGGAGCAGCAGCAGCUGCGGAUCCAGCUUGCUGCAGAGAGUGUCAGAGAGUCAACAGAUUCUUGGGUUGUUGUGCACAACUUGCAAUCGCAAUCUGAUGGAGGAAUUCUUGAUCCUGAUGAUCGUCUCAAUGAUGUGGCAGAUGACCGUGAGCAGAUUAUUGCAAACUUUGAGGAUGGUGAUGGUCAGCAUCAUGGAGGGGGAGAUGGUGCUAGUGGGAGCUCUGUGGGCACAGGCAGCCCUGACAUCUUCCAGAGUGAAAAUACAAAAUUCCAACCAUUCUCUCGGACUGAUAUUGAGGUGACAGGAGAGCAGAUUGCAUCGGGUUUGAUAGCAGCACCACUUCAGGUUCGAAGAGGGAGUGAACCUGCCCUGAACCAGCUGGUACCAGCUGCAGCAGGUGGCACUAACUCUGCUGCUGUUACUGGUGGUGCCAGUUCAGGAAAUGGUUCUUCUGCUGCCUCCAGUGCAACAGAUCCAUCCAAAAGGUGGUCAGCCACCCCAAUAGUAGUGGAUGAUGUAGAUGAAGUGAAGGAGAAAAAAUCCUGUCAACAGAAGGAGGCUAGUCACAGUGGAAGGCUUGGGAAUGGGUACCUUUCUCCUGAUUGGUCAUGCCUGGAGAAAGUCAGUGAUGAAGAUAAACUUGCUUGCUCAGCAUUCACUCGAUUUGUGCGGGAUGGCUCAAACCGUCUGUCAAUGCAGUUCCUUGGUGACAGUGCAGGAGGGUUCAGGUGGGCAGAUGCAGCAGAGAGAAUGGCCAUCAUAUCAGGUCCUGCUUAUAGAGCGCAGUCAAAAUCUCUGCCAAGAGAUCAUCGGAGAAAAGAACCACUGGGGCAAGCAAAUUGUACAAGCCCCAUCCUUCCUACAACACAUCACCACAGUCAAAGUCACGUUCAUGAUUCAGAUAUAGAAGAUGACCUAAAUUGUGAAAGUGUGGAGUAUGUAGUCAUGCACAAUGAGAAUGGGCCAUUGGGUAUUCAUGUGGUGCCAGAUUAUGAUCGCCUGGGUAAAGAUCGUGGACUAUUGGUCCAGGGUAUUGAACCAGGUGGACGGAUAGACCGUGAUGGUCGGUUAGCAGUAUAUGAUCGAAUUAUUGAGAUCAAUGGCCAAAACUUGCUCAACAUGCCCUUUCAGAGGGUCCAGGAAAUCUUCAAAGGUUCCCUUCGUUGCCCAGAGCUUCAGCUAAGGGUGAUCAAGCACCACAGUAGUGCCAUGGAUCAUAACUUCAAGAAGCCACCCCCUCCUGUCUUCCCCCGCUCGAUCAGGGGGCAUGAUGACAGAGAGAACAUCGCUAUGGUUGAAGGGGAGGAGCGACCAGAGAAUAUGAGGACAAAGAUAGCAACUGUGUCCCCAACUAAGAAGGUCUCGCCUGCACCCCGUAAUGCAGCAACCAGCUUGCAGACUGCCAACACAAGAAAAAUUGGUCGCAAAAUUGAACUGGAGCUAACCAAAGGGGUAUAUGGUCUAGGCUUUAGCAUUACGACAAGGGACAAUCCUGCAGGAGGCAACUGCCCUAUAUACAUCAAGAAUAUUCUGCCAAAAGGAGCAGCAGUUGAGGAUGGAAGGCUGAAACCUGGAGACAGGCUGCUGGAGGUGAAUGGAGUUGAGAUGACUGGCAAGACUCAGUCAGAAGCUGUUUCAGUUUUGCGUAAUGCUCCACAAGGCAGCAAGGUGUCCAUUGUUGUGUCCCGUCAGGAAGAUUCCAGCACAAGUCCUAGAUUACCCCGACAAAUUGAUGCUCCUGAACCGAUGGCUAAUGACAAUGGCUUCCCUCCAGGAUCAUUUCAACAGGACAGUGGAUUUCAAGAAAACUUGGUCUCAAGAACAACUUCUCAUAUCCAUGAGCCACCAGAGAAAGUGCAUGAUGAUGGAUUGGUAUUUCCAUGGAAGCAUCGAGAAAUUCUCACAUUUGACAUUCCAGUCCAUGAUACUGAAAAGGCUGGUCUUGGAGUGAGUGUCAAAGGUAAAACAUCUGCAAGUCAUGGUGUGAAUCAUAGUAAUGAAAGCAGUGGUUCAUCAUCGGUAGACUUAGGGAUCUUCGUGAAGAGUGUCCUGCAUGGAGGUGCAGCCUCAAGAGAUGGUCGUCUUCAAACAAAUGACCAACUUCUCAAUGUGAAUGGCAUUUCACUUCUUGCACAGUCCAACUCUGAUGCCAUGGAAACAUUAAGGAGAGCCAUGCUACACACAGAAGGGCCCAUACCUGGUGUGAUAUCCUUAACAAUAGCCAGAAGAGUUUUAUCCCCUGGACCUCACAGCCUCAGCAAUGGCCACCAACAUUCUCAGUCAGGUCGAGAUUCUGUAUCCAGCCUACUGACAAGUUCCUCAGGGACAGAGACUUUUGCUUGCAGUGGAGGUAAUAAGUCAGAAAAUGAAGCCUACACCCCAGACAACUCAGGUACAAGUGAAAAUUCUGAUAAUACAGUGAUCUUUUUACCCUAUAAGGAUGAAACUGAUCAUUCCAGAGAAAGCAGCCACCUUAGUGCCAAAUCUCCUGAUAAGAGUGCUGAUAAUACAGAGAGUGUUUCAUCAAGAAAUCCUGUUAUUGAUCGUCUGACAGGGCAGGUAACAAACCAGAACCUAAACCCUAUGAGAAAUGAAAGCUACUACCGAGCAACUCAUGAAACAUGGAACACUACAAUGCUGCUCAGUGGUGGGGCAGCUGACAACCUGACCAGCCCGACAGUGAAUCUGCCAUCAGGGGAAAUGAUACUGAUUGAAGAAGAGUACACACCACAUAACUUACCUGCAGCCUCUCAGGCCCACCGGAUUGGCAAGUCUUUACCGGAGGACACAGUGCCAUGUCGAACAGGUGAGGUAGAGAAAGGUGGAAGGGCUGGUCUGACAGGAACAUCAUCAACAAGUGGUGGUCCUGCAUCUGAUCAGAGCAGUGACACACACACAGCAGACAUAACCUAUGCAAGCCAACUAUCUCUGGAGGAAGCAGCUGGUUUCACAAGGGAUGCAUUUGGACGGCAAAGUAUGUCAGAAAAACGCCAUGCUACCUUGGAUGCCAAACACACUGAUACAUACCAGCGCAACAAGAAACUUAGAGAAGAGCGAGAGAGACAGCGACACAUGCAGCUCCAGCAGCAGCAAUUUAAUGACCAAAAGAGGACAGAAUCACAGAUUAAGGAUGGAGUGAAACCAAACCAGGAAAUAAUAGCAUCCAGUAUGAUUCGAGCCAACUCAGUAGAAUCUAUAAUUAGUGUAACUCGAUCACAAGCUGACUCAGAAAGAUUGGAUAUUCAGGUAAAGAAUGAAUUUGGGCCAUCGCUAGGGAUGAAAAAAUCAUCAAGUUUGGAGUCUUUACAGACAAUGGUGCAAGAAAUUCAGAUGCAGGAAGAGUCUGAUCCAGCAUAUACUUACCGAAAUGCUCAGGGCGCAGUCAGGGUGAUUCGAGGUCGAGGCUGCAAUGAGAGUUUCAGAGCUGCUGUGGAUCGUAGCUAUGAAGCACCUCUUUCAGAUCUGCGCUCAAGAAUUGAGAUGGAAACUCAAAAAAAUAUAAGACAAGAGCUGCAGGUUUGGCAUCUUGAACCCAAACAUCGGUUCUUCCCCCACACAGUUGCAGAGGAAGAUGGGCCCCAAGCACUGAGCAUGCCUAUAGACUGUGGGCCAAGAAUGGGUCCCAGUGCCUUUGGGUCAGUUCGAGGUGGACCCAGACAGUCAUCACUGAAUGCAGUUUUGGACAGCAAGAACAAACCAGGCAAGAAGAAGCCUGGGAUCUUCAGGGGUAUUGGGUCCAUGUUCAGGUUUGGUAAGCAUCGCAAAACUCUGGAUGUUCCCCUACAGCUUGCUCUGCGGGCAGAGCAGGAAGGAGUUGAAGGGGGUGAAGGGCUGUGUGGUGGGGAGGAGGAGAGGGAAGCGGCACGCAGAGCUGCACAAGAGGAACAGCAGAGGAUACAGGAACAAUACCGUCGACUGAUGCAGCGGCAGAGGCAGUUGGAGAAUCAGGUUUGCAACAGCCUUCAAGAGCAUGUUGGCAUCAAUGCAAGUACUGAGUCUGGGGGUCCUCUGCCUGUUGGAAUCCAUCAUUCCAACCACUGUCGUGAGGGCUCGACAUCCUCAGCAUCAAGCCAAGUUGGUGCAGUGCCAGGCGGAGCAAGUGGCCAGUCUCGCACAGAGCGUAUUCAUCAGUUACGGGCUCAGCAUCAACGCCGACAUGCUGAGAGGAGGGGUCAAUAUCCCUUGGAUGACAGAGAGGAAAGAUACGAACAAGUUAUUCGACAGCGGUUGGAACAGCCACAAUUUUCAAAUACCCAACAACAGGCACACGUGCGGUCAGCAAGCUAUGAUUUGUAUGGUGAAAUGACUCGUCCUGGUAGCCGUGUUGGCAUUACUGAUCCAGCACGCUUCAGUCAUUAUGUAAAUUAUGAAGAGAUUCAGCAGCAUCUCAACAAACGCAAAGAACAGCUCUCUGAGAUUCAGAUAAUGCAAAUGAGGCUCCAAGUUCAGCAUCAGAGAUUUAAAGUUGAAGAAGAAAGUCGCAGACAACAGCAUUACCAUUCACAGCGUCGUGAUAACCGUGAGCCACAUCAGAGACCAGUCUCAAAUUUCUAUGAGUAUGAAAGUGUACAAAGUGUGAUGCGAUCCAGUCAGCACCAUGAUGAAGCUUUGAGGUCAAAUCAACUUCGGAAUGAAGCCAUGAGAUCCAGUCAGCAUCAAGGGGAAGUUGUGAGGUCAAAUCAGCUUCAGAGCGAAGCUAUGAAGUCCAUUCAGCAUCGAGAUGAGGCCAUGAAAUCCACCAGGCAGCACAGAGAGGAGGCCAUGAGGUCCAAAGAGCAUCAAGAUGAAGGUAUGAAGUCUUCCCAGCAUCAAGAAGAGAGCCAAAAGCCUAACCAAAAUAGAAAUGAUGCCUUGAGAGCAAGUCAGCACCAACAUGGAACCACCAUCGCUGUUGACAACAACUCCAACAGCUCCUUACAACGACGAAUGCAGUUGCAGGAAAACAGAGGAAUAAACAACAAAAAUAACAAUGGUGUAAACAUCUAUCAGCACCCAUUCCGAUCUUCCACAUGCUCAAAACAUGAAUCCGGUAGCAGCACCCACAUAGUUAAUAUAAAUGAUAGCAAUCAUCACAUGCGAACUUCACAUACGCAUGACAUAGAUCAGCGGAACAAUCGUAGUGGCAGUAAUAGUGGUAUGAACAGUUUGCCUGCAGUUCCUCUUGUACAUAAUGUUGGCCAGUCAAAUCACCACACUCAUGGUAACAGAGGUGUUAGCAUUGUGGGUUCUAAAGUCAAUAAUAUCACAGGACGGACACAAGGACCAUUCGUUACUCAUGUCACAAUUGGUCAACAGAUGACCCAGAUUCAGCCAUCAGGAUCAAAAGUGUAGUGUUUAUAUGAAAGGAUUUUAGUUUCAAGAAAUGCAGAUGAGGGCAUAAAAAUGUUAAUGUCUGAUGUGAACUGAUAUGAAAUAUGAUACUGCUGUGUCAUUUGAUCUUUUAAAAGUACCUGUAAAAAUGUUCAUAGUGGCCAUAGGAUCUUAAAACCAUUUAAAUUAGAUGGAUAUUAUUAAAUUUAUAUAGAAUAUGAGACAUGUAUUUAAAUUUGCCAUUCCUGUGCCAGUGAUGUAUAUAUAUAUAUAAGAUUCAACACACAAAAAGAUAUUUGUGGCAGGAAGAAUAUUAGAAAAGUAAAAUAAGACAUCACAACUUGAGUAUCAAAACAGUUAACUUUUAUAUGAGUUUUUAUUAUAAAUAAAGAUGUCUAAGAAUUGAAGGAAUAAAGAGAUAUAAGUUCUUACAGUCAUUAUGAAUGUGAGAUGUGACAUGCAAGGGUCUUCAUUCUAUUGUGUGUAUUAAAGAAAGUUUGCAACAACUCUUAUUUAUAAGAGUUCAGUGUUUAUACAGAUGAGUGCAACACAUUUACAUUUGUGUUUUUUAUAGUAGUAGUGGUGCCAACAGAGUAAGUGAAAGUGCAUUUGAAAUGGAUAUUUAACAUUUAAAAUGACAAUAACAAUUUGAUAUGAUUUUUACCAUUCAGUUUUAGUGGGACACUAUAAUAUUAAUUACAUUAAGAUGUUUUGUUUAUGAAACAAGUCUCAUUAUUAUACAGUUAUUCUCCUGUGUCUUUUUCAUGUAUAUAAAUUAUCAUAUCUGUAGAUUAA